Molecule: messenger RNA, 5170 nt
Organism: Elgaria multicarinata webbii
Lineage: Eukaryota; Metazoa; Chordata; Lepidosauria; Squamata; Anguidae
Gene: TNN
Product: tenascin N
Exons: 15
Coding region: 65-2878 (937 amino acids)
Biological process (GO): regulation of cell adhesion
Cellular component (GO): perisynaptic extracellular matrix
Molecular function (GO): protein binding
Source: RefSeq, a predicted model, not a curated record
UGGGGAAGGCAAUUCUACAACAUGUCAGGUGCUGUGCUGUUUGUGUGGUCAUCACAGAAGCAAAAUGGUAACUUGGAAUGUUCUUCUGGGAGUUCUACUGCACCAUUUGCUCCUAGAAGCCCUGGCACAGCUGCCUGCUCAACAUGAAAACUGCUCGAGCAAAGGGCAGAAGAUCUCCUUCAGCCACUCCUACAAGAUCGAUGUGCCCAAGUCUUCUCAGAUCAAGGUAGAGCCAGACCCACGGCCCCUCCAAGAUGACAGCCAUAUGCUGUUGGCUACUGGCGAAGUGGAUGAGGGCGAGGAGCAAAAUAUUAUAUUCAGGCACAACAUUCGUCUGCAGACUCCCAAAGGUGACUGUGAAGUCCUAGGCCAGCUCAAGGCUUUGUUGGAAAAGAUGGAGAAGAUGGAGAAGGAAGUGGUGCAUCUGAGGGGGAUCUGUAGUCCUCAGAGGUGCUGUGGGAGAGGCCAAGGUGUUUCGUCUUGUAGCGGCCACGGAACCUUCAUCCAAGAGAUCUGUGGCUGCAACUGUCACGAAGGCUGGGAAGGUCAGGACUGUUCCCAGCCUACCUGCCCAGGAAAUUGCCAUGGUAACGGGCGCUGUGUCGGAGGCCGAUGCCUCUGUAACGUACGUUAUGGUGGUGAAGAUUGCAGCCAGCUUCUGUGUCCUGAGAACUGUAGUGGAAACGGGGUCUGCGUCAAUGGCGUAUGUCACUGCUACCAGGAAUUCACUGGAGAUGACUGCAGUGAGAAGAGGUGCCCCAAGGACUGCAAUGGGAACGGGUACUGUGAUAGUGGCGAAUGUUACUGUGAGGAUGGCUUCACUGGGCUGGACUGCUCCAAAGUGCUUGCUCCUUGGAAUGUGAAGCUCCUCAAGACCACAGAGGAUUCCUUGGCCAUUGGCUGGGAUAAGAUGAUGGAUGUGGACUACUAUCUCAUUAGCUACUUUCCUGUUGGGUAUGAGGGCUCUGUAAAGCAAAUACGAGUGCCCAAAGAUAAGAUUGGCUAUGAGAUCCUGGGCCUUCUUCCUGGCACAAAGUAUGUGAUCACACUCCGUAACAUAAAGAAGGGAAUUUCCAGUGACCCAGAACUCCUGCAAGCCAGCACAGCUGUGUCUGCCAUUGGUGCUGUCUGGGUGACAGAGGAGACAGAGAAUUCACUGGAGGUCGAGUGGGAGAAUCCUCCAACAGAUGUGGAUUACUACAAGCUGAGGUUCAGCUCCUUGCUUGGGGAGGAGAAAGAGCUAUUGGUCCCCAAAAGCAGUGAUGCAAAGAGCAGAUAUGUCAUCACAGGCCUGAAACCAGGGACACAGUACAAGAUCACUGUCAUAUCUGUGAAGGGUGAGAGAGAAGGGAAGCCAUCAUCUGUGAAUGGAAGGACAGAAAUUGAUGGCCCAACUAAUUUGGCAAUCAACCAAGUGUCAGAAGACACAGCUACCAUUUCUUGGCAUGGGGCCCAGGCCCCCAUAGAUAGAUAUGUAGUGAGCUACACCUCACUUGAUGGCGACACCAAAGAGAUGUCUGUGGGCAAGGACAAGAGAACCACCACCCUGAUGGGUUUGAAACCAGGCAUGGAGUAUACCAUCUCUAUCUGGGCUGUGAAGGGAUCCCAGCAGAGCAGGAAGGCAAGCACAAAAGCUGAAACAGAAAUAGAUGGUCCUACAAACCUGAGAACAGACCAAGUGACGGAAAACACAGCCACAGUCUCUUGGAACAAGGCUUUAGCUCCUAUAGACCGAUACAUCCUGAGCUAUAUCUCUGCUGAUGGAGAAACUAGAGAGAUCGCAGUUGGGAAGGAUAAGAUUAGCACCACCUUAGCUGGACUGAAGCCAGGGAUGGAGUAUGUCAUCUACAUCUUGGCUGUGAAGGGAAGCCAUCAGAGCAAGAGGACAAGCACAAAAACCCUGACAGAAAUUGACCCCCCCAGGAAUGUGCGUGUAUCAGAUGCUACGCAGUCCAGCGGAGUGGUCACCUGGGCGCCACCUGAUGCUCAGAUCAGUGGUUAUCUUCUCACCUAUCAGGAGUUAGAUGGCACCAGCAGGGAAGUGCGGCUAGGUCCAAAUGACCGAAGGUUUGUGCUGGAAGGCCUUAGUCGGGGUACUAAGUACACCAUAUAUAUCACGGCUUUUAAAGGGGACCGCUGGAGUCGAAAAGAAGCCACCACCUUUUCUACAGUCAGCAUACGUUACCCUUACCCAGUGGAUUGCAGCCAGACUCAACAAAACGGGCAUUCCGCAAGCGGCCUGUACACCAUCUACCUGAAUGGUGACAUGAGCAGGCCUCUGCAGGUGUACUGCGACAUGACCACCGAUGGAGGCGGAUGGAUAGUGUUCCAGAGGAGGAGCACAGGGCAGCUGGACUUCUUUAAGCGCUGGCGGAAUUACGUUGAAGGCUUCGGAGACCCUAGAGGGGAAUUUUGGCUUGGCCUUGAAAAGCUGCAUGAACUCACCAGUACUGCCCCCGUUCCGUAUGAGCUGAGGGUGGAUUUGCGAACCCACAAUGAGUCUGCCUACGCAGCCUAUGACCUCUUCCAGGUGGGGUCCAGUAGAGAUAGGUACAGGCUUGCUGUGGGGAAGUACAGAGGCACUGCUGGGGAUGCCAUGACUUACCACCAUGGUUGGAAAUUUACCACCUGGGACAGGGACAACGACAUAGCCCUCAGCAAUUGUGCAAUCACACACCAUGGUGGCUGGUGGUAUAAGAACUGCCACUUGGCCAAUCUCAAUGGCAAAUAUGGAGAAAUCAAGCACAGUGAGGGAGUUAAUUGGGAGCCAUGGAAAGGCCACUUAUACUCCAUCGCUUACACUGAGAUGAAGAUCCGUCCACGGUCACUCAGCUUUGAGUCAAUCUUGGGCAGGAAAAGGAGGUCUCUGGCGGUUUGAAAUAGUUUCCUGGAAGUGCCCUGCUCAUCAGCCCAAGCAGGGAAACACAUUAUCAUGUAACGAUGUGUCAGGCCUCUUGAGUUAAUUGGGAUAUUUUAGUACAUUUAUAAUCACAUCAACUGGUUUAAGGCUUCAAAAGUAUUUUCUGGUUUAAUUGGUUAGGAUCACCACAGAACUUGCAUUUCACUGUGAGCACAACUGAAAAGUAGUUGGGAACUUAGGGCCAGUUCAUAAGUUACUUUCUUAAUGGUGGAUGGGGUGGGUGGACUGUGUGUGUGGGAUUACAGGGACUGAAACUUCCUGUGCCUGCAGUGAUCUCUGGUUCUGUCGGCCACUAGCAGCACCUGUGGCUGGAGAACUCCAUCCCAGCCCCUCAACUUGUCCCAAGGGACUUUAACAAGGAGGGAGCCAUCCAGUUGCCCUCAUAGCAGCAUCUGGUUUUUCCCUGCUAGAGAAAGCGAAGACUCCACCACACCUUCUCUUUUCUUCCUUUGUGCUCUUUGGUGGCAAUAUCCUCUCCUUUCUAUCAGUUGAGGCGGCAGCGACGGCUUUCUCCUUUCUGGGAACCCAGUGCGAGAUGAAGGGAGCACGAAGGGGAGGCUUGUUGUGUUCAACAAAGACCUGAUUGGUCUGCUGCGCUCUGAUUUCUGUGAUACAGCUUUGCUAAACCUUAGGUGCUAAUUUAACAAUCAUAUUUUUCUGUAGAUCGUGUUCCCUACGACACGUUGACAGUUACCCCAAAAGCCAACCAUUUCAAACCUUCAGCUCUUGAUUAAGAAUGUGGUCAUAUUUAAAAAUGUCCUCCCACAGAAAACAAGACAUUUCUGUGUGGGGAAAAUGCUUGCUUUCCAAUUGCACCUGUCUGCAGUUCAACUCUAUCUGUAUCAAAAACUCUUGCCAUUCCUGAAUGAUUGAUUGCGUGUAGAGCUUUUUCUGUUGCAAGCAGCAGUAAUGUUAACACAAGUGUGGUUUAGAAGAUUCUUCCCUCCCCUUUUAAUUUGAGUGAUUACCUCUGCAAUACUCACAACACUGUGGUCUAGUUCGAACUAAAUUGGUCAACAGGUAUCUGGACUGUACCACUUGAUACUGAAAUGUUUAUGCAAAAUAAAUGUCCCACUAAAUUAAACCUGUCUCUCUCAAACAUUUAGCUUUCUAUGUGCAGGGAUGUUUUGGUAUGGAGGAGAAACAUUCAGUCAUAUGAGCCUCCACCUGCAACUGGAAGUGGAGCAGCCCAGGCGCAUUUAUGUUUAUUAUCUCUGUGAGUAGUAAGCCUGAGACAUAACACCACCUAGUGUUGAUUUCAAGUAUGAUUACCAAAGGGUUUAGUUUUGGGUGAGGGAGGGGUGGCAAAACUGCCCCUCCAGAUGUUGGACUGCAACUGCCAUCGACUCCUGCUAAUAUGGCCAAUAGUCAGGGAUGAUAAGGGUUGCAGUCCAGCAACAUCUGAAGGACCCAUAAAAUCCUCAUCCCUGGGGUCUAUGUUGAUAAAGCAUAGUUCUCUGUAUUCCUAACCUCCCCAAUACAGACCCCUCCAGACAGACUCUCCACCCAUAAUAGAAUGUGGGCGGAGAGUGCUAGGAGAAGCUUAUCUUUUCCUCAUAAAACCAGAACUUUCCCCAUCCCACAAGUGAAGCCAGGUUUAUAAUUCUGGUGUCUCAUGACUGCCCUGGUGUGAAGUCGUCAAAUGUGGGCCUAUGGAUAGAUUUAUAUCCAGGGACUUGGCUUAGAAUCCAAACUGAGUGAAGAACUCACAGGAUGGCCUUGGUUGGUCUGCCAUUUAAAAAAUGGUUAUGAGAUUGUUGUGAAAAUGAAUACACUAACCACCAUUUAAAAAAAACACAAUUUUAAAUAUGACAUGUUAUAGAAGUGCUUAUUACAUUCAAGAAACACACAUUUUCCCUAAUUUGAGGGGGGUGUUGGCUUUUAAAAAUACUUCUUUACAGUUUGAGAAACACAGUAGUUGUUUCCAAAGACUCUGUUCAGAUGACAUGCUAAGCCACGGGGGUUAGGCCUUUUGAACUAAACAUUAUGGCUUAGCGUGUCAUGUGAACCAUGACUUAGCAUGUCGUGUGAAUCAUUCCGAACCACGGUGGCUACAUAACCAUGGUUUAAACAGACUCACUAUUUGCUGCAAAAGGGUUAGUUCCGCAAACUGCUCAGAUUUGAUUUUUGACCCAGAUGUUUAAUUUGCUAUGCUUGUUAGAACAAAUGCAUUUGUAUGAUUGCUAUUUUGGUGCUCACUGUGGAUUUUGAAACAUUUCAGAAAUAAACAUUAUUUAGCAAAGUUCAUAA